This is a messenger RNA of Stylonychia lemnae, 627 nucleotides long. The record is from the annotation of a GenBank genome assembly. Lineage: Eukaryota; Ciliophora; Spirotrichea; Sporadotrichida; Oxytrichidae.
AUGCCUCAUAAAGAGACAAACCAUGGCUUCUACAACAGCUUCUAAGUAUUAAUGAAAUAAGAUUAAUUUAAGUACUGCAUUUUGCACAAGGGCUAAUUCAUUCCUCCUGCUUACACUUAAGAUUCACACUGCCAAGAAUUAAAGAAUACAAAAGUACAGUGCAAGUGCAUCAAUUACAAGAAAACUGGCGUUAAGAAUCUUUAUGAGCAUUUCCUGGAGUGUAGAUAGAAUAAGAGACUUAAACGAAUGUGUAGAAAUUUAAACUGUCCUUUCUUUGGUAAGUUUAGAGCAGUGCUAGAUCAUGAAAUCAAUCGUAAAGCUUGCUAGGAUAAUUUCAAAAGAGUAUUCUGUGUCAUAUGCAAACAAAUAAUGCCAGCAACUGAGGAGUAAAUACAUAUGACUCUGAUGCACCCAAAUAAGAUUAAGCGUUCUUAAAUACCAAGACUCAACCUGGAUAGAUAAGCACUUAUGUCAGACAAGAAUGAAGAUAAAUUUGAUAGUGAAAAUCAAAGAAUAGAAGUUAAAGAUUAUUGUAAGGAGAGAGAUUUACAAAAGUAAGAUCUAAUUGAAAUACUCAAGCUAGUAGACAUUUCACAUGAACUUUUUCUUAAAGAUAAGAAGCAUUGA